GACAAGGAUGGGGAGUGAGACUAUAUAAAAUCAUCAUUGUCCCCUCUCUGUAACACUCACAAGUGCUGCUUUUCAUAUUGGAGUCCUUUGACCACAGCUAUGGCACCUAAGAAGGCAAAGAAAAGGGCAGAAGGGGCCAACUCCAAUGUCUUCUCCAUGUUUGAGCAAGCACAGAUACAGGAGUUCAAAGAGGCCUUCACCAUUAUGGACCAGAACAGAGAUGGAUUCAUCGACAAGAAUGACCUGAGAGACACAUUUGCAGCGCUCGGUCGGCUGAAUGUGAAACAGGAGGAGAUUGAUGAGAUGUUGAAGGAGGCUCCUGGACCCAUUAACUUCACCGUCUUCCUCACCAUGUUUGGAGAAAAGCUCAAAGGUGCAGAUCCAGAGGAGACCAUUCUGAAUGCCUUUAAAGUCUUCGACCCUGAGGGGAAAGGAUAUUUGAAAAAGGAUUUUGUAACUGAGAUGCUGACAACCCAAGCAGACAGAUUCUCUCAGGAAGAGAUGGAGCAGAUGUUCACUGCUUUCCCACCAGAUGUGGCUGGUAAUCUUGACUACAAGAACCUGGUGUACAUCAUCACACACGGAGAAGAAAAGGACCAGGAGUAAAAACAAGCCUCGCUCCUUCUUUGGCUUCAAAGAGUUUGAUGUAAAAUGCUUUAUUUAGUUUGUCUGCACUGGUUUCAUAAAACUGGAAUGUAAGUAGAAGGUGCAUGGCACAGGCCUACUGUUUACUAUCAAACACACAGAGUGACCUUCUAUGUGAAAUAAAACAUGCACACGUUGUUGGCUUAA
This is a messenger RNA of Colossoma macropomum (tambaqui), 792 nucleotides long. It is a transcript of the gene myl2b, whose product is annotated as myosin, light chain 2b, regulatory, cardiac, slow. Gene Ontology annotation, molecular function: calcium ion binding. The transcript has 7 exons. The coding region runs from base 100 to 606 and encodes 168 amino acids. NCBI's taxonomy places the organism in Eukaryota, Metazoa, Chordata, Actinopteri, Characiformes, Serrasalmidae. The record is from RefSeq and is a predicted model, not a curated record. Gene Ontology annotation, cellular component: myofibril; cytoplasm. Gene Ontology annotation, biological process: heart development; muscle cell fate specification; cardiac muscle contraction.